Molecule: messenger RNA, 1883 nt
Organism: Exophiala mesophila
Lineage: Eukaryota; Fungi; Ascomycota; Eurotiomycetes; Chaetothyriales; Herpotrichiellaceae
Exons: 1
Coding region: 449-1732 (427 amino acids)
Source: RefSeq, a predicted model, not a curated record
ACGUACAGAUGGAAAGGUCAGGUAUUGCGAGACCUGCAGUAUGCAGCCCCGUCGAAACUAGCUACUUUCUCAAUCUAGGCCGCCGUGGCCGCCCGCAUGCGUCUGAUAUCACGUGUGUGGUGUCAUACGUGAUUCGCUAUACUGUACACCACUACGUCUAGGGCCGCCACGUCUUGACACCUCCAACUUCAAGGCCCUCACAAUACUAGCCGCUCGAUGGCCCAGCAUUUACGUGGAAUGUGUACAUGUCUUCUUACAUGGCGGAUGCUGCUGCUGUCCAGACCGCAGGUGCAAGAAUUUCUAUGAUCUCGUACGUUAGCGCAGCUGGUCGAUGAUGACGUUGCCUCCUUGGCAACUCCAACUUCACCCUCAUGCUGGCAGCUUCAUUCAACACAAUUCGAUCCCGGCGGUGUCAUCGAGGCAGCAAAGAAAUUCAAGUUUUUAAAGAAUGAAACGUCUCAAUGGCCUCUUUCAGCGAGGGACGAAAAUAGGCCCCACCCAUCGUUCUCCACCUCAGUCACAUUCUCCAUCACCUUCCACCCCAGCAACUCAUCAAUCCCCGGUCUCGCCACCGUCUGCAGCUCGAUCACGCAUAACAACGAUCCCCGGCGGACCGGAGUUGAACAUAGCCCUGCAGAACCAGACUCAAUGCGACGUGGUCUAUGCCUACAUCACGGGCCGAGCCCUCGACAGCAACAAUGCACUAUAUCUGCUCCUCGCGGAUGGUCACACACCAUUCUUACCCCAAUCACCAGCCUCAAUUGGCACGCAGAUAUCGGAGAACAUAGCCAUCGCCUUGGGGCCUCCGGGUGAAACUGUGAUGGUGACGAUCCCUCGCCUCGCAGGUGGCCGCAUCUACUUCUCAAUCGGCAGCCCACUGUCAUUUUACCUCAACCCUGGCCCAGCGCUCGUUGAACCGUCCGUGACAAAUCCGUCGGAUGCGAACUUCAACACCGACUGGGGUUUUGCCGAGUUCACCUUCAACCGUGACCAACUAUAUGCCAAUAUCAGCUACGUUGACUUUGUGGGACCGCCGAUUGCCUUGCAGCUCGAGACCUGGGGUGGACAGACACACCGAGUCUUGGGCAUGCCGGCAUCGGGUCUUGAAAGGGUCUGCGAUGAGCUUCGCGCCCAGAAUGCUCUCGAUGGCAAGGGUUGGGAUCAAUUGAUUGUUCAGAUGGGUGAUGGGAAAUGUCGUGUACUGUCACCAAACCAAGGCAUGGUGCUCAAUCCGGCCCUCCUCGCGGGCUAUUUUGACCAUUAUGUGGAUCAAGCAUGGUCCAAGUUCUCGUCAAAGUCGAUGUUGAUUGACACCCAAGCGGGGUUUGGUAUCGUAGGUGGGCAGAUCUCUUCCUCAUCGAACACAAUUUGUUUCGGUCGGUCAACGUUCCAGAGACCGAGCACCAGGGACAUCUUCUCCUGCUCUACUGGACCCUUCCAGACCGGUGCAGAUGCGGAGAAGAAUUGCAUUAUCCCCAGACUCGCAGCGGCGUUCAACCGUUCGACACUUUUGGCCACGGAUUCGUUCCCAGCCGACCGAGGGCUGUACUAUGGACAUUCGAUUACAAACCAUUAUUCACGGAUAGUGCAUGAGGCCAAUGUUGACGGAAAGGGGUAUGCAUUUCCCUAUGAUGAUGUCCAGCCAAGUGGCGGCCCCGAUCAAAGUGGUGAGGUGCAUGCAGGCGACCCUAGAUUGUUCACUGUGAUUGUUGGGGGAAGGCAACUAGAUUGAUGAGGCGAUGACUUCUUGCUGCACGUUGAAUUUCACGCACCAACGGCAAACGUAAUCAGGAAGAAGGCGCAAUUAGAAAGAUGACACUUGCAUUUUGACCUAGAGAAUGUAGCUAAUUCGGCGACUUGGAAAGAUCAGAUGCUCGAUAGUG